AUGCGCAUAAAAAGAAAAUCCGCUCCCAUAUAUCUCCGUAUCAAUGCCUUUAGAGCAGCAGAUCUCUUUCUUCCUGACUCAAAGGCCGGUCUGCGUAGCGUUAGCGCCUGUUUGGUGGCUCUGUUAAAUUCACACAAAAAAAGAUGUAAAAGAAAGCUAAAUACUCCAAAUCCCAGCUGGGAUGACGAAAUUGUCCUCCCAUUGUCGCACGGUGAUUGUAGUGACUUUCUCGUGUUGGCAGUAUGGAAUUGGAGUAAGAGAGAUCGGGUAUACUUGGGAGAAGUCAGAUUAAAGAUCUCGGAGAUUUUUCAAAAGAAUGAAACUUUGAAAACGGAGGCGCAAUGGUACAAACUUUAUCUGAGUGCACAGCGUCACGAGUAUAUCACAGGAUCUGUGUUGGUCCUGUUUGAGAUCUUCGAUAGACUGAAGAAUAUGGAUUCAAUGGCAGCUGAAGAAACAUCGUCCAGCUCCAACGUAGAUGCCGGAAAAGUACCACUGCGUCUUCAACCGGUUGAAGAUUUGCUCGAGAAGCUUUCAUUUUCCGGUCCCUCUUUGCAUGGAAAGUACAAGACUUGGCUCGAUUCGCUUCUCAUGCCCGAGGACACACCUGUUGAUGCAAAUGAGCAAGGCUUCUAUGCUGAGUUGCCUGCAAAUAUCGUUGGAACUUCAGAUGUUUCAGAUCUCGACUCUGUCGGUGAAGCUGUGGAGGAGCCAUCGAAGCUGCAUUUCCAACAUCUCUCGUCUUUGGCGCCACUGCAGGCGAAAUUUAUCUACGACGGUUCAUAUAGUGGUGCCUCUGAUUCUGAAUUCACGCGCAGUGACAACACAUCCGCAUCAGAAGUGCUGUCCAUUGAGUCUUCCAGUGGUAUGGAUGGUUUAGCAGGAGCAGAGGCCAUAGCUGCUAAGGCUGAACGGAAGAAGAAAAGACGUUUGUUUAGACGCAAACACAAGUCGGAAUCGAGUUACGAAUUCAGAAAUAGAAAGGUGGAAGGUGUUUUAUUCUUAGAGAUUGUUUCCUGUUCUGAUCUCCCGCCCAUAAAGAACUUCUCAAGGACUACUUUUGAUAUGGAUCCUUUUGUAGUGGUAACUUUCGGAAAAACGACUUUCCGUACAAGUUGGAAACGCCACAACCUCAAUCCAAUCUAUAACGAAAGAUUAGCCUUCGAGAUCCAGGAACACGAACUCAAAUACAACAUCCACUUCUCUGUUUUGGAUAAAGAGCACUUCUCAUUCCAUGAUCCAGUCGGUGAUGUAGAAAUUCCAAUCAGAGAUAUGAUGGACGUUUCUAAGGAAAUGCCAGAUAAGGGCUCCGAUAUGCAAAGAGAACAGUCAGAAGACUCCACUUUGCAGUUUCCCUUCCUAAAGGAAGCCAAUCAAUCAUCAUCCUCGAUAGCAUCGGGCUCUGAGUACACUCACAGCAACCCGUCUAUCUCUUUUGCCGAAGACUCGAAUCUUGUUAAAACCCGGAGGAAGCGUCUUAUUCGUAAACACACAAAUGUUCUGUAUGUUGACACAUCUCACUUUAGGACUUUGAAUCUUAAAUUGAAACUUAAAAAUGAGAAGAUGAGCGAAAAGCACAGCUCUACCCUCAAGGUUCGGGCCAGGUAUCUUACAUACGAAAGACUAAGAAGGGACUUCUGGAGAGCUUUGAUAGAGCAAUAUAGUGGCGACGAGUCACAAACAUCAAUGGACUACAUCGAGAUUAUCUCGUUCUUAGACACCCUUGGAUGUGCCAGUAGUGAUGAAAUCGUGGGCGAGUUUUACACCUCGUUAGGACGCUCAACAUGGGGAGGAGAUACGAUGACUUUCGAUGAGAUUGUUGAUUCUUUGGAACAACAUGUCAGCAAGGAGAACAAAAACCACGAGGAGAAGAUUUUCGAGAUUGAACAAUGUCCCAUUUGCUCCAAGAGCAGACUCUCGAAGAAGUACGAUUUGGACAUAAUCACCCAUUUUGCCAUCUGCGCCUCCAAAGAUUGGAGUAUUGUCAACAAACUUCUUGUCUCAUCUUACGUGUCACCACAAGUUGCCGCCAGACGCUGGUUCUCAAAAGUUUUGAUCAAACUUUCUUACGGUAAGUAUCAAUUAGGAGGCAACUCCGCCAAUAUCUUGGUUCAGGAUCGUUCAACAGGCCUCGUGCUUGAGGAAAAGAUGAGCGUUACUGUGAGAUUGGGCAUAAGACUUCUAUACAAGGGCCUAGAUAAGGCAAAGUCCAAGAGAGUGCGGGCGCUUUUGCGAAAACUAAGCUUGAAGCAGGGUAUUAAAUUUGACCACCCUCAGCUGACAAGAGACAUUGCAUCGUUCAUUCAGUUCCACAAAUUGGACUUGAGUGAAUGUCUUAUUGACGAUUAUACAAAGUUCACUUCCUUCAAUGACUUUUUCUACAGAAAGCUCAAACCCGGAGUGCGUCCAAUCGAGGCACCGGAUGAUGAUAGAGUCGUGGUAUCUCCCGCAGAUUGUCGUACCACUACAUUUGCAACGGUGAACGAUGCGACAAAUCUUUGGAUUAAAGGCAGAAAUUUUUCUGUUGCAAAGCUAUUCAACGGAAAUUUCAACAACAUGGAGAAGACAGACCUCUACAAAGCUGAGAAGUGCAGUGUUGGUAUCUUCCGUUUAGCACCUCAAGACUACCAUAGAUUCCAUUCGCCUGUAACGGGCACAAUUGGUCCCAUCAAGUAUAUUGAGGGAGAGUAUUAUACAGUCAAUCCAAUGGCCAUUAGGUCCGAUCUUGAUGUUUACGGUGAGAACGUGAGAGUGAUAGUUCCGAUCGAGACCAAGGAGUUUGGAACAGUGAUAUUCGUAGGAAUUGGAGCUAUGAUGGUAGGAUCUACCAUUCUUACUGUGAAGGAGGGAGACCAUGUUAAGAGAGGAGACGAAGUGGGAUACUUCAAGUUUGGCGGCUCAACGGUGUUGCUCUUGUUCCAGAAGGACAAAUUUUCUUUUGACUCGGACCUUCUUAGUAAUUCCAAACAAUGCGUUGAGACCUUGGUUAGGGUCGGACAAAGUAUUGGCCACAGUCCUGAAGUGGCAGAGCUUAAACGAGCCAAGAUCAAUUUCGACGAUCAGUCAAAGAAUUUCAGACUCAAGUUGAUCAGAGUGCUUACGGGUGGAGAUAUCGACGGAAAGACCAAGCUCAGUUCCUGGGAGAGCCAGAACAUCAAGAUCACUGUGGAUGAUGUUGAUCUGCUUCACAAUGCCACCUUGGGAGACUCAGAAAUCGAUUCCGAGGAGGAUAAUGACCCUGAUGAUAUCGAUGACAUUCCCCUGGAGUCAAAAAAAGAAGAUGCCUAA
Australozyma saopauloensis is the source of this 3288-nucleotide messenger RNA. It is a transcript of the gene PSD2, whose product is annotated as phosphatidylserine decarboxylase 2. Bases 1 to 3288 code for a protein of 1095 amino acids. The transcript has a single exon. Gene Ontology annotation, biological process: phospholipid biosynthetic process. The record is from RefSeq and is a predicted model, not a curated record. Gene Ontology annotation, molecular function: phosphatidylserine decarboxylase activity. NCBI's taxonomy places the organism in Eukaryota, Fungi, Ascomycota, Pichiomycetes, Serinales, Metschnikowiaceae.